AACUCUUUUGACUUUAUCGAUCUCUUUGAAGGACGAAGAUGACUUCAGUUUCAAGACUCAAAUCAUCAUCAAGGCUUAUUACAAAAUUUAAACCAACUGUCCCAACAAAACUUAAAGGAGGGAAGCUUGAAAGAUUAGGAAAUUAUUUGUUCAACAUAUUCAAUGACUACAGAGUAGUAUUUAAUGAGACAUUACAAGAUAUAAAAAAUCGUCCAGUGAAGGCUUCAUUCUAUGGAUCGUUGUUAACUACAAGCAUUAUCAUGCUGAAAACUAAUCCGUCAGAACAAAAUUUUAAAUCAGAAAUUGUAGAAUGUUCAAAUUCUUUAUCCAGUGUUGGUGAGUUGAUACGUAACCCACAAUCAGACAAUCAUGUGACCACAUUGAUGACAGCAAUGAAAGAUAAUACAUUGAAAGUUCGAAAUUUGAAAUUUUUUACCUUAGUUUCGAUGAGAGAAUUUCCAGUUCAUUCCGGUUUGUUUGAAGCCAAUUGUACCUAUGCCAGACCACACUGGACAGAAUGGUACAAGUCAGUUGUUGAUGUUGGUAUAUUUGGAAGAUGGGUAUUUUUACAUAAAGCAAUGAAAGACUAUGAUGUUAACCCUGAUGAAUGGUUACCUGAUGGACAACCCAAAAUUAAAACUAAGAUGCUUCCUUAUGAUUGAUUUUAAUAAAAACAAAAAUUAUUUC
Molecule: messenger RNA, 687 nt
Organism: Mytilus californianus (California mussel)
Lineage: Eukaryota; Metazoa; Mollusca; Bivalvia; Mytilida; Mytilidae
Product: mitochondrial import inner membrane translocase subunit Tim29-like
Exons: 2
Coding region: 39-662 (207 amino acids)
Biological process (GO): protein insertion into mitochondrial inner membrane
Cellular component (GO): TIM22 mitochondrial import inner membrane insertion complex
Source: RefSeq, a predicted model, not a curated record